Lepus europaeus (European hare) is the source of this 2312-nucleotide messenger RNA. RefSeq names its product potassium channel tetramerization domain containing 5 (gene KCTD5). The coding region runs from base 32 to 736 and encodes 234 amino acids. The record is from RefSeq and is a predicted model, not a curated record. Gene Ontology annotation, molecular function: cullin family protein binding. The transcript is spliced from 6 exons. NCBI's taxonomy places the organism in Eukaryota, Metazoa, Chordata, Mammalia, Lagomorpha, Leporidae. Gene Ontology annotation, biological process: proteasome-mediated ubiquitin-dependent protein catabolic process; protein homooligomerization. Gene Ontology annotation, cellular component: Cul3-RING ubiquitin ligase complex; cytoplasm.
GAGGUGCGCUGUGGCGGGGCUUGCUGGGAUCAUGGCGGAGAAUCACUGUGAGCUGCUGCCGCCGGCCCCGGGCGGCCUCGGGGCGGGGCUGGGAGGCGGCCUGUGCCGCCGCUGCAGCGCGGGGCUCGGCCCCCUGGCUCAGCGGCCCAGCUGCGUGUCCAAGUGGGUCCGGCUCAACGUCGGCGGCACCUAUUUCCUCACCACCCGGCAGACGCUGUGCCGGGACCCGAAGUCCUUCCUGUACCGCCUGUGCCAGGCCGACCCCGACCUGGACUCGGACAAGGAUGAAACAGGUGCCUAUUUAAUCGACAGAGACCCCACCUACUUCGGGCCUGUGCUGAACUACUUGAGGCACGGGAAGCUGGUCAUCAACAAGGACCUCGCAGAGGAAGGGGUGUUGGAGGAAGCAGAAUUUUACAAUAUCACCUCACUAAUAAAGCUUGUAAAGGACAAAAUUAGAGAACGAGACAGCAAAACAUCACAGGUGCCUGUGAAGCACGUGUACCGCGUGCUCCAGUGUCAGGAGGAGGAGCUGACGCAGAUGGUGUCCACCAUGUCUGACGGCUGGAAGUUUGAGCAGCUGGUCAGCAUCGGCUCCUCCUACAACUACGGAAACGAAGACCAGGCCGAGUUCCUGUGUGUGGUGUCCAAGGAGCUGCACAACACCCCGUACGGCACAGCCAGCGAGCCCAGCGAGAAGGCCAAGAUUUUGCAAGAACGAGGUUCAAGGAUGUGAGACUCGGUAUUGACAGCUGAAGAAAUUAUUUACUUUUUCCCAAGAUGCAAUGAGCCGCCAUGUCCAGGAAGCUUGGCCGUGAGAAGAAAUCUGCUUUUGAUCAUUUUUCUAGAGAUCUGGGUGUGAAUCCUUUUUUGCCUCUGAGGUGGGUGGUGAGAGACGGCCCAGCUGUCCAAGGCCGGGCCUCACCGCAGGGAGGAGGCACGGUGGCCGUCUGCUGGGGCCUCGCUCUGGUCCACGUGCCGGGUGGCACUGAGGCAGAGUGCUCCUGACCAGCCGUGUGACCCUGGAGACCCUGUUGAGGAUGGCGUUCUUGGUGCUACACACAGUCUGGGGUAAACAGCCUGGGCCUCGCGGCAGGACGUGGUGGCGGCCGUGGGGGUCUGGGUGCCGGCUCUCGCUGCUGGGGCACUGGGGCUCGUCUCCAGGCGCCAUCCGUCUCUCAACCUUGGCAGAGGCUCCGGACAGGAGGUGGCCUCCGUAUCGUCACUACUUCCGGGUAUGCGCCCUGCGCCCGGCCUCCCUCAGAGCCAGGCCCGGAGCAGCCCAGGCCUCUCAGUUUGAGUUUCCCAGGCGCGAGAACUUGGCAUCCCUUUUUUCAGGUGUGGACAGACUGCCCAGUGUUUGUGCUCUUCAGAGACGCCUGAGGGUGUGGCCCCGCUGUGGACUGACGUGUGGAGCGCUUGGAUGGGAGGCGGGAGUUCGGCCUGGCCGCCCCACCCGUGGGCUCCGGGGGAGCCGGCGCCCACCAGUGCCUUUGUCGCCUGGGAGGGAGGUUGGGGUGGCUGCUGGAGCCAGGGCUCUGGCCACGUUUACAGCGCGUCCCCGUCUCGCGCCCACUCUCGUUUCUUGGUGUAACUAUGCAGUUCUCUCGUGUUUCUGGGAUGUUUGCGACUUCACACAGCCCGCACGGGCUCCGCCCACCCCACGUGACGGUGGAGCUGCUGGGACUCCUUGCAGGCUGCUCCCGCGUGCUUUGAAGACAGCCCUCCCCCGGCACGCUCUGCUCGUCCUGCGGCUCCGGGCGGGCUGCGCACCCUGGCCCUGGGCGAGUCGGCGCGCUGACGCCGCCCCGGUCAGAUGCUCUGAAGACUUCUGCCCUGGAGCCGGCUCCCCCCUCCUUUGCCAGCAGCCUCGUUCCCAAGGUCUCCAGCGUCUGGGACUGACCUCCUCCUGUUCUAAGGUCUCUUGAAUGGUGUUACAUGUUUGGCUUAAACCAUUUAUAAUGGUCUUUUAGAGGGUGGACUAGACCCCUGGCUGGCCGUGUCCUGCCGGGGGAGCCCCGGGAGGAAGUUGGCCCUGGUGUUGCGGGGGCGUCCUGCCAGAAGAUGCUGGCUGCUUAGCAAUGUUUGGUUUGUGACCGUGACAUAAUAGAUAACAGGCUUGUGGUGGUUUUUUUGUUUUUUUGUUUUUUGUUUUUUUUUUUAAUUUAAAGACAUUAAGACUUAAUUCACUAAAAUGUAUUCUAAGGGGAUAUUUAUACUUUUGUACUUUUUUAGGUAUCCGUAUUUUAUCAGCUUACCGUUUAAUGCCUAAGUUUCCCCUGAAAAUAGCAAAUAAAUUGUGUAUUUAUGAA